Messenger RNA from Cryptotermes secundus, 4878 nucleotides. RefSeq names its product clarin-3. Lineage: Eukaryota; Metazoa; Arthropoda; Insecta; Blattodea; Kalotermitidae. The record is from RefSeq and is a predicted model, not a curated record. The transcript has 6 exons. Bases 756 to 1562 code for a protein of 268 amino acids.
CUGAGUAAAACUACGGUCUCGAUUAUGAACUCCUGUGGGUUGUGCAGGAACUGGCCGUGGUCGUUCUAAGGUUGCAUUCAUACGUGAUGAGCGUGAUGAGCAAGUGAAACUGGUCUACUUUAAAGUUUUAUCCAGGUAUGAGCACAGGAAGUUGAGAAAACCCACAUUCUGGACUACGGAUUGCUGAGGGCUGUAAACGGAAGUGGACAUGGUUUAUUUUUAAGGUUUUAUCCAGAGAUUUUUGAGGAACUGAGAAAAACACGGUCUGAAUUGUGAAUUAAGCAGGAAGUUGUCGUGAUGUAUUUUAAAGUUAUUGUAACAAAUUUGAUCAACACGUUGCCAGGCAACAGCUCUGUAUAAACACGUAAAACACGCAACAAUAGAUAAGGCUGUGUUUUAUAUGUCGUCCGUGCCGAGCAACAGCAGGAACGGGGUUCUCUGUGACCAGUUGUUAGGUUACGCAACGGUUCUUACAGUACAACAUAGUCGUAACCUGAAGAAGUGAGUCUAGAACGUCUAGAAGAACUUUCUGUUCCGAGGUUCCAGAGUGACUGAAGACGAAACAGCUGGAAGACUUCAUAGAGAUUUGAAGUGCUACUUUCCGUGUUGAGAUCUGCUGCCUGGAGACGACCAAUGAAGAUGGACAAUCCUAGUGCGUGUGGAACGGUGAACUGGGUAUUGUGUAAAUCAGCGAUAGCGCUGUAUUGAAGUGUGAUUAAGUGUGACAUCACAUCUGUACUUCUGCAGUUAUUACCAUGGCGACGACACGGCGUCUCUUUAUCAUUGCUACAAUCAUCCUUGCUUGUGCUGCCGUGGCACUGACUGUCACAUCGUUAGUCACCAGCUUCUGGGUGGUAGCAACCCUCUCUGAUCCUGAUGGCGCCUUCGAACCAAGUGACAUUAAUUAUGGGCUGUUUGUAGGUCACAUGGUUGGGACAAGGGCUGGAAUAGUGAAUAUGAACCUCUCCAUGUCGUGCCUCUUCUCAGAGAAUGUGUGCCUUAUGUCCUGCCAGACUGAAGACACAGCACGUGAGGAGGAGUUGGAGAACCUAGUGCAUGGGUCUGUAGAUUUUGUGUGCCCAAAUGUCGAUGGAACCGCAAAUAACACAAACUCAUCAGAAAAGAAGUUCAUCAAUGCAGGCAUCUGGGUCAGCUCUGUGCUGUUUUUGGCAGUGGAACUUCUUGCUGGAGUGUUGGCAGCAGUGUUUGCUGUCAUAAACGCUACUACCAACCCCACGGAACCGAUAGUAGGAGUGUUGGGUCUGUAUGUAUGGAAUGGCAUUGCAGUGGGCUGCACACUCCUGGUCAUGAUUCUCUGGGGCUCCCAGUUUGCUGCCACGCUGUCAGACAACAUAGCCUACUCAGAGACCAUCACUGGCAUCUUCAGUUCACAGGGGCAAGCAAGCCUUGGUGUGUCUUACUGGUUACUCCUCAUCGUGCUGUUCCUUCACAUCGCCAACCUGACACUGCUUGGGGUUCGCGAAUAUCUGCUGUCUCGGGAGCCACCACCCCCUACCAUCAAGAUGGAGGAGAACACAGAUGGAGUCAUUUUCCUGUACUGACAACAAUGCACACAAUGGUGCCAGAGUGUUCCAAAACAGAAUUCUUAAUUAGUAAGAAAGACAAGCUGCUUCUCAUAUCAUAUAAAUUCACUGAAGCAAAUGACAUGGCGAUUUUACUGAAGUGCUGCCUGUUCAUGACAAGGAUAUUCAAUACCAACAAACAUUGCCAUGGUGACCUGGUACAGUGCAACAAGACAUUUCAUAAUUCCUUUUGAGAUGCAUAACCACACUUGAACAUUUAGAGCUUUCCACAUACUUGUUUCACAAGCUCCACACAUUUAUUGGAACUGUGUCGAGUGCAUGGAAUUUACAUCAAGCAGCUUACAUUAUGAAGAUCACUGUCCUCUCUUUCAGGGUGUGAUGCCAUGAAGUCUGGUGGGAUCUUACCAACUGCCCUGAGUCCUCCCUCUCUAUCCACCCUGAAGACUGAGUCAGACACCUCCACACAAGACUACAUGGCAUCAUAUGCCACAAGACAGGAAUCCUUACAGUCAUGACCACAUGAAUGUCAACACGCUGUCUUUGGACCCUCCAAUUUCCUCAGUGAAUGACUGUGGGACCGCUGCUUACCGAUUAUGUCUCUUGUUUACUUACAAUUUGUACCACAUCCAUGAAGCCAAAUUAAUGUUUACAUUAAAGACAUUAGAACUGUAAUUAAUAGUUGUGGAUAAAUGUGUCUUGCUUGGAACACUGCAGUGCCAUCAUACUGUCAGUAUCUGGACAUUCCUCUUGUCAGAGCUGAGUCUCCUGUCUGUGCCAGUGUGCUUUUCUUGGUCACAAACACAAACCCAUAAAAACCACAUACUCCUCAUGACUCACAGGUUUCUUACACAGUGCCCUGUGCAGUCACUCCAGGUCCUCUCAGGCACAGCUACUCUGGUCUUCAGAUUUGAAAAAUGGUUUCACAGUAACUUGACAGCAAUGUGAACAACACAACUGGUGCAAAAUAUCAAAGUGGAUGCAUGUUUGAUACUAUAUGAAUAAUUAACUCGGAACUACAGGAAACUUGUUUUCACAUUGUGACUACACCACAAGAAUUAUGGCUGCUCACUUGCCAGCGUGAGUUUCUGCUUACAGAAUUAUUCCAUAAAAGGCUUAGAUGGCCCAAGGACGAUCUUACAAAAUAUUCCAUUUUCUCUGGUAGUACAUAAUUUUGGAUUCUCCUCAGAGAUGGUGGUGAUGUUUCCUCAGGAACCCUUCAGCAAAAUAAGCAUCCUUGGUACAUCUCGAUCACACUGAAAUACUCAGAGGUCUUCAUUUUUCCAAAAAUAAUCCAGAUCCAUUGUAUUUUCCUGUAUAUGAAAAUCUCACACCAAAGUGGUUAAUGCUGACCAACAACAAGCAUAAAAGAAUAUUUCUAUGGAGAAUGAUGCCAGACUAUGUUUGUGUGUGGACUUUGCAACUCCCAGUACAUUGUACAGAUCUAAACACAACUGUUACUGAUCGUUAAUCUGUCUGGGCUCUCAAUGCCCAACACAAAUUCCGAUCAACAAGUUACCUCAAUUUUUACAAUAUUAAAUUCAUAAAUAAUUCCAGAAUUAUUUAUUGCAUCUGGUUCCUAUUUAGAAAUCAGGCUAAAGAUAUCCAGAACAAGUAUAUCAGGCUACAGUCUAUAAAUCAAGCAAAUACAAAUUUUUCCCCAUGUUCCCUUUUGAGACUGUUAAGAGCAUUGACAUCCAUACUGCAUUACAUACAAGAUGCCUUGAAGCAUGCAUCACAGUUGUGUAACAUGGAUCUCAGUUUUACCAUUUCCAGUUGAUGGUCUCUCACAAUUUGUAUACUAUUCACUUUAAACUUGUCCAGCAGAAAUGUAGACUAAAUAUAUUUCCAUUACAAAUGAUUGUAAUAUUUGUGCCAAUAUUUGAUUAAGUUCUGAUUCGUAUUUAAUAAAUGUUUAUUUAUGAUGCACACAUUAACAUUAUCAAUACAAGUUGAACUGUUACCUACCCGGACUGUAACCAGUCCGAAAUUUCAGGAGAGGGAAAGGGGGAGUUCAUUCACUUGUUGUUGUGGGAAAUACACGCACAAAUUGAGAGCUAUGCUGACUGAGUUUAACAAUUACAAUAAUAUAAUAACGAAAUAAAUAUACAUUUAACAAUAAUAAAGGAAAAAAACAUAUGACGUGAAUACCAGAAAUAAUAUUACAAAAAACCUAGCAUGACCCACUCCGGUCAUUCAAGCCAAUACCUUAUUCAUGGGCCACCGCCCAUUUCACUGACCAUUUACUUUCACAAACCAAGGAAAGAAAAAAAUACCAAUACUCACAUGUGUACAUAUACUCACAGGGUGUAUAUAUACUCAGAGGGUACCCAUACAUAUAUAUUUAUAUAAAACACCUUUGCCUCGCCAUUGCUCCAUAGCUCGGCAAAGGGGCCCUCUCCCGGGACACACAGCGCUGACUUCCAAAAAUAAAUUUAAUUUUGAAAAAGAAAGGAAACCAAACAGAAAUUUCUAAGAACAGGGACAACCACCCUGAACGACCGCCACCCAGGGAAAGAGAGCGAUCGUUUGUGUCAUCUUACCACGACAAGAAGAGGAGGAAGGAAAAAAGAGGGGGAGGGUCAUGUGACAUCGUUGAAAAGAACUUUACAAGAAAUAUGUGAGCAUUGGCUGUGGUGGACUGCAAUUCCAUGACGCCUUUCACGGGGCGAACCCUUUGAAUCGUCUUCAGACAGUUCAAAGUGUCAACUUCUUUUUGAAGUUUGUGAGCCAGAAACAGAUGUAUUUAUCAUUUCUCUCUUAUAGGAGAUCCAGUCAUAUAAUAUAAUGGCUUCUAUACUUCAUCCAUUGUCUAGUACUGCAAACAGAAUGCAAUCUUUUGGAAAACUAGAUCUGUUUCAUCCUCAGGCGAAAAGUUGGAGGGGGCACCUACUCUGUUAGCUGUUAGAGAGAGCUAAUCUGUCAGUGCACCAGGUCCAGUGGCUGAGAUCAGCCCCUUUUCAACAGAUCCCAACACAGGAAUCCUAAACCAAAGUACACACACACCCCAAAGGUAAAACUAUCCUUGUAAUAGACAGUAAAGGCUCCCACAUUAUCUAGACAAUCAGCUCACAUGUCAGUCUUUUAUUGUAUGUGAUCUGUGCAUUUUAUCUACUAACAGAUGUUGAAAUUAUUCUUGAAAACAGGCGAUGGAUCCAAAGUCUAGCAAAUGAAAUGCCAGAACUGUCACAGGUCAAGUGCAUACAACAGCACAUUUUGCUUGAGGAUGGUGUACAACAGACCCAAAAUAUGUUAAGUAGUCUGUUAACCUUUAAGAGCCGAACGACUCCAUAUGGCGUCAUGAAAAUAAAGUCAAGGGGACGAAUGACGCCAUAUG